Molecule: messenger RNA, 5743 nt
Organism: Amyelois transitella
Lineage: Eukaryota; Metazoa; Arthropoda; Insecta; Lepidoptera; Pyralidae
Product: unconventional myosin-Ia
Exons: 18
Coding region: 185-3292 (1035 amino acids)
Biological process (GO): actin filament organization; vesicle transport along actin filament
Cellular component (GO): myosin complex; vesicle; actin cytoskeleton
Molecular function (GO): microfilament motor activity; actin filament binding; ATP binding
Source: RefSeq, a predicted model, not a curated record
UCGAAAUUAAAUAGGAACAAACUGGUGAAGUUAUGAGGUCGGUGCUGUUUUUGCCAAUUCUAAUAAAUAAAUCUGAAUCUUACAAAUACUGACGAGAAAAUUGUUGAUUUGUUUAUAAAUAAAACGACACUACAGGCAUGGAUACGAGAAUGUGUGUGUUGAGUGCGUCGGCGCGGUGACGGAGAUGGGCGACAGCGAGGGCGGCGCGGGCGCGGGCGCGGGGCCGGCGGGCGCGGGCGCGGGGGGCGCGGGGCAGGCGGACGCCGUGCUGCUGUCGCCGCUCACGGAGGACACCUUCCUGCACAACUUGCACGUGCGCUACAAGCGGGACAUCAUUUAUACGUACGUGGGCAACGCGCUGGUGUCGGUGAACCCGUGCCGGCCGCUGCCGCUGUACUCCGCCGAGCUCGCGCGCGCCUACCUCGCGCGCCCGCCGCACCAGCUGCCGCCGCACCUGUACGCGGUGGCGGCGAGCGCGUACCGCGCGGUGGCGGCGCGCGGCGCGGGCGAGGCGCUGGUGGUGACGGGCGAGUCGGGCGCCGGCAAGACGGAGGCGGCGCGCGUGUGCCUGCAGUGCUGCGUGCUGGCGGGCGGGCGCGCCGCCGCCGUGCUGCCCGCCGCCGGCACGCUGCUCGAGGCCUUCGGCAACGCCGCCACGGCGCGCAACCACAACGCCAGCAGAUUCGGCAAGCUCCUAGACGUGGAGUUCGACUUCAAGGGCGAGCCCGUGGGCGGGCACAUCACCCACUACCUUUUGGAAAAGGAGCGCGUGUGCGGGCCGGCGGCGGGCGAGCGCAACUUCCACGUGCUGUACCAGCUGCUGGCCGGCGCCGACGUGCUGCUGCUCAAGCGGCUGAAGCUGCAGCGGUCGUGGGAGCACUACCGCAUCCUGCGCGGCGCGGCGGAGGGGCGGCCGCCCGCCGACCGCGAGCACUUCGCGCACACCAAGGCGGCGCUGGCCGCGCUGGGCUUCGGCGGCGGCGCGUGCGGCGGCGUGCUGCGCGUGCUGGCCUUCCUGCUCAAGCUGGGCAACGUGGAGUUCGCGCCGCAGCACAACAUCGACGGCAGCAUCGGCGCCAGGCUGCAGAACCGCUACGAGCUAACGGAAGCGUGUUCGCUAGUCGGCGUGUGCUCGGAGGCGUUAGCUAGCGCGCUGGUGGGCGAGGCGGCGGCGGAGGGGGAGGAGGAGGACGGAGAGGAGGACACGGCUCCGGCCGCUGAUUGGGCCGCCGCGCUGCGCGACCGCCUGCUGCAGGCCGUCUACGCCAGGCUCUUCACUUGGCUCGUCAACGAGGUGAACGUGUCGAUCGCGGCGGAGGCGGCGGCGCGGCGCUGCUCGCUGGGCAUCCUGGACGUGUACGGGCUGGAGUCGCUGGCGCGCAACGGGCUGGAGCGGCUGCUCAUCAACUACGCGGCCGAGCGCCUGCAGGCCGCCGUCACCCUCGCCACGCUCAAGCACGAGCAGGAAGAGUACGUGCGCGAGGGCCUGCCGUGGGCGCCGCUGGCGUACUGCGAGCACGCGCUGGAGGAGCUGCUGGACGGGCCGGACUCGGUGCUGGCGGCGCUGCGCGACGCGUCGCUGCGGGCCGGCGGCGACGCCGCGCUGCUGCAGCGGCUGCAGCGCCGGCGGCACCCGCGGCUGCAGGUGUUGCCGCCCGAUCACUUCCAGAUAGUCCACUUCGGCGGCGCGGUGACGUACUCGGCGCGCGGCAUGUGCGCGCACAACCGCGACCGCGUGCCGGCGCGCGCGGCGGCGGCCUUGCGGGGCGCGCGCGAGCCGCUGCUGGCCGCGCUGUUCGGCGCCGCGCCCGCCUCGCCGCGCCGCGCCGCCGCGCUCGCCUGCCGCCAGCGCGCGCUGCUGGCCGCGCUGCUGCGCCGCCUGCCGCCCGCGCCGCGCCUGGUGCGCUGCCUGCGCGCCGACGCGCUGCUGCGGCCGCACCGCUUCGACGCGGCGCUCGUCCGGCACCAGAUCCGCACGCAGGGGAUAAUGGACAUGGCGCUACUCCGUCGCGCUGGGUGGUGCGAGUCGAUGACCGCGCGGGCCGUCGUGACCCACUACGGCAUCCUGAAGCCGGGGGGGGCGCCGGCCAGGGAGGACGAGGAUGCGAUGCGCGCCGCGCGGGCGAUACUUCGAUCGCUGCCUAUCCCCAGCGCAGAGUUCGCGUACGGACGUACGAAGGUGUUCAUCAGGAGUCCGCGCACGGUGUGGGAACUGGAGUGCUUAAGAUCAGCGCGCGUGUCGGCGCUGGUGAGCGCGGUGCAGCGAGCGUGGCGCGCGCACCGGCGGCGGCGGCGCGCCGAGCGCGAGCGCCGCGCGCAGGCCGUGAUCGCGCGCGCCUGGCGCCGCCACCGGGCGCGGCGCGGGCGGCCGGCGGCGCGGCGCGCGGGGGCGGCGCGCGUGGCGUGGCGCGCCUGGAGCAGCAGCGCGCGGCGCCGCUACCUGGCGGGGCUGUGGCGCCGCCUGCCCGCGCGGCACCGCUCGCCCGUGUGCGACGCGUGGCCGCCCUGCCCCUACCCCGCGCUGCUGGGUCGUACAGAUCUUCUGCUGCGGCGCCUGCACCACCGCUGGCGCUGCCGGCUGUACCGCGCCGAGUUCGACCAGACCGCGCGCAACCGCAUGCGCGAGAAGGUGACCGCCAGCGCGCUCUUCAAGGAGCGCAAGGUGACGUACGCGCGCAGCGUGGCGCACCCGUUCGUGGGGGACUACGUGCGGCUGCGGGCGUCGGCCACGUGGCGGCGCGGCGCGGGCGCCUCGCCCGCCGACAAGUACGUCGUGUUCGCGGACGUGGCCGGCAAGGUGGCGCGCUCGUCGGGCCGCGUGGCGCGCUGCCUGGUGGUGGUGACGACGGGCGCGCUGCUGCUGCUGGAGGCGCGCUCGCUGCGCGUGAAGCGGCGCGUGCCGGCGCACUGCGUGUGGCGGCUGUCGCUGUCGCCGCUGGCCGACGACCUGCUCGUGGUGCACGUGCGCGCGCCCGCCCGCGCGCCCGACGCGCCCGACGCGCCCGACGCGCACGACGCGCACGACGCGCCCGGCUGCCUGUUCGGCGGCGAGGGCGCGUGGCGGCGGCGCGGCGACGUCGUGGUGCGCACGUGCCACGUGCUGGAGCUGGCCACGAAGCUAUUCCUCGUGGUGCAGAACGCGGUGGGCGCGCCGCCGCUGGUGCACGUGGCGGCGGAGUUCGAGGCCGACUUCGGCCAGCAGACCGUCACGGUGGCCUUCCACGCGCUGGGCGAGGACGCCGCGCCCGCGCGCCUGCUGCGGCGCGGCUCGCGGCUCGACGUGCUGCUCUGAUGUGUUCCCGUCUUAUGAUAGCUAGGAUAUCAACGAUGCGUGCGCAACAGCGUAUUUACUUAACGAUACUGUGCGAGUGCGCACUUUUACAAAACUAGUUAAUCACGUAUAAUUCAUAGGGCCAAUUUUAAAUCUAUGACUGCGAAGUACUACGAAUUUUGCAUUCUACUCGUGCAUAGCUCGUGACGCGUACUCGUGCGUAUCUAAAACUAACGCGAGCACAGCGUAACCCCCACGAUUCAGAACCAAAUGGUCCCUAGAGGUCGGAUAGACCCUUAUGAUACCUGACAGCCGUCUCGUGAUGGCAGCGGCGGUUUUAAAUUUAUGAGGCAUCUCCCUCGUUCGCAUGAUGCUGAUAUCGUCUCACUUUCAAAACUUAAUUCGCUCACUCUCAUUUCUAGGUUGCCUUGAGAUAUCAAAGGCUGGUAUCAUAUUUUGCAAAACCCUUUGUGUCUGUGAUUAUUACGUGGCAAAAUGUUAUUGAAUGCUUUUCCUGUCUCUUUCGGUACCUGAUGCGAUCGUCGUUUUACCAAAGUUGGUCGAAAUUAUAGAUUUCUAGUAAGCAGAAUGUUCACACGCUUGGGUUUUCGAACAUACAAUCGCAUUAGCGGUGUAGCUACAUCUAUGCCUGUUGGUGUUCAACCCAGUGACGAGCGCGUCGGGCGAGCGCAAAAAAAAUAUUGGUCAACUUUACUUAAGUGUUCAUUUCGUCUUCAGCUUUAUUAGCCUUAUCGAAGUUUUCAACGUAGAUUCAGUAAAAUUACGAUAUUUCGUAGACUUCAUUAAGUAAGAAUUAAAAAUGGGGAAAUAGACAGGGUCCCGCAUUAUUUUCCUUAUUUUGUCUAUUGCCCAGAAUAUCACUACCGGUAUAAAGUAUUUUUAGUUCACAGGCCCAAGACAUUCAUGAUAUUUCACUAAUACAAAAAAAAAUGAUUUAUUGUGACAUCUGCACAAUUUUUCACCUAGCCACCAAAUAAGAAACUAGUGAAGCAUGCUAUACCCAUACAAGGUUUGCAAAAAAGAUUGCCUGUUUGAACAAGCCUCUAACUUUUGCUCCAUUAAUGAACUAAAAAGCAAUUACCAUUGACAAACAAAGAGAUACCUACUGUUAUGAUCAUUAGUCAAUUUACCGAAUCUAAAUUGAAGAGUUAAAUAGGCACUUAUAUUUUAGACAAAUAAAUAGUUACUAGAUAUUCGUAGUUCACUAGAUAUUAGGUAGGCACUGAAUAUCAAUUGUUAUUUGAAAAUGCGACUGUUUGAAGCAUACGUUAGGGACCUAGCGGACAAGAGUCUUACUGGACCGGGCCUAAACCUAAGCUACAUCUGACCAAGUCAUUUUCGUUAUUUAUCUUUAUCUAAAGAGAAUAAACAAUUAUAUAAUUACAAUCGACUUCUACCGUGAGAAGUAUUGCAUAUUUAUCAGCAUUGGCCCAUUGAAAACCAUCUCGUUUCCGCUAGGUGUUCAACAGUGUGUAUGAUACAAUCGCACCCUGUCCCGGCAGCAGCAGGGCGCCGGCGCGUCCCCAGGACGGCUCGCAUUCCCUCGCUUGUUAGUGCCUUUGUAACCGGUGUUGGUCACUAGCACACACGAAAACAAAAGAAGAAGUGCCUUUCAUCGAAAAUACUGUUCUUCCAUAUUACGUUGUACUCCCUUGUGUUGAGUGAGCGUCCUGUAGACAGUACACACGGCUCCGGGCGCCCUCUGCUGAACCACAACGACCAGUUGACGAUGACGUUUAUCAAUAACAGUUAUAAACAAAUAUUAUGAAGUAACAAGGUGCCAAAGUAGCAGUGCGCCGCGGUAGCUGCGGGCGGCCGUGGCGCACUUAGGGUGUAACACUCGGCCGCUACGUGUGCACGUGGCGGUACACGUCGGCUAGCCUAGUGAAUAAGGAUUCUAGGAUUAACGCGAGUAUUUCGUCUGGAGAAUCGUAAGUGUGAAGCAUGCACUGUACAUGUGAGUUAGUGAGCGACCGUAGCUGUAACAGAUGGUCUAUUGUUGUUACACUCACUGUUUGUUAUGUGCCGCCCGCUCCCCGCGCCCCGCUGCCAGCCACUCCCAUCAGUUAGUUUCGAAAAAAGCAUUCUAAUAUUUUUUACAGUUAAAAUGUAAUAUUUAUUGUGUCAAUUUUAGUAGAAGAAACAAGGAGACAUGUAACUUUGGUCUAAUUAUUUUUCCGGCUACUCGGGAAUGUUUUUGGGAAAUGAUAUUGAAAGACAUGGACACAAAAUAGUACUUCGGACCCGAAUAUGUUCAAUGAUGCAUAUGUGUAUAUUAGAAUAUUGCGUGUCGAUACAAAUAGUAGACAGCGGCAGUGCGCGCAGCGCGGGGAGUGCGGCGACCGCUAUACCAUGCGAAUUUUUCAUUUGUUAUUUAAUCGAGACGUUGCGUGCAUAAUGUUAUGUUUUCAAUGAUAAAGUAUGGAAAUGUUUUAUUGUUUAUAAUAAAAU